Messenger RNA from Durusdinium trenchii, 1185 nucleotides. The record is from the annotation of a GenBank genome assembly. NCBI's taxonomy places the organism in Eukaryota, Dinophyceae, Suessiales, Symbiodiniaceae.
AUGGGCAUUUUUGAAUGUCCAGUGUCUUUGGAAUGUCGACAGGCUGCAGAGGAAUGGCUCCAGUCAAAGGAUGUUCUAAUCCAAGAUUUUGGAGCUCGGCUUAUGUCUUUGCUGUGCUCUCAAGGUGUUCCGCUUGGACACAGUGAGCAUGCUCCACCAAGUGGCUUGAUCGCUGAAGAGUUCCAACACUACCCUUGGCAGGUGUCACCCUUGAAGGCAGCUGCUAAGCACAAGCUGUCCCGAGUCCAAGAUUCUGCACCAAUGCGACAGUUCUUUGCUUUGGAAGAUAUGGAAAGACUGGGGUUCCGCGUUGGAGUCUUUUGGGUUUCACCUGAGUGGCACUACGUCCCCCAUGUUCAUGAAUCCAUCGAACUACAUCAUCGAGUACAAGGCCGAGGGAAGUAUUUGACUGACAUGUCCAGUCACAUUGAGUUGGCUCCUGGAGAUGUUUACGUUCAUCUUCCUGACAAGUUGCAUGGCAUUGAGUCAGAAGCGGAACCUCUUUUGACUUUGUUUGCAGAACGCCUGGUACCAGUGGAACAGGUGCCGCAAGUCAUCUCAGACUUGGCUGAGGUUUCUGCUCACUUGGUUACCUCAUGGCUGAAGCAGGCAGCAAACCUUUGGUUGCAAGCUGAUGAGCCACUGGCUCACCUCUUUGGAAGAGAACUCUUGCCCUUGAUCAAACCACGAACGCUUGCUGAGAAGCUCCAAGUUUUCCACGAUUCUCCCCCCAAUGAUAUGAUUCCACGCCAAUUUCGAAGCUGUCCCUGGUACCCCAGUGGCGCCUACACUGCAUGCAUGGACCCCAAGCUGAAACCUCUAAAGGACUGCAUUAUGUAUCGCGAUGGAAAUGCAAUGUUUGGCUUUUUCUAUUUGCCCCCGCGGAUCUAUUAUCCAGCACAUCGCCACGAGCCUCUUGAGAUCUAUCAUGUUCUACAAGGGCAGGCUCGCUUCUUCCUCGGCGAUUCUGACUCCGUUGAUCCGCUCAACUCGACCGUGUCCAGGAUGGGGGGCCCUGAUUCAUUUUGGUUGCAUCAUCCAUACCAAGCACAUGGCAUGCAAACCCUAGAUCAGCCUGUCCUCAUUUUGUGGGGUUGGAUUGGUAACCUGGAGAACUAUGACUUCCAUUAUACGCCCAACGACGUUUUCCGAGAGGAGGCACGCGCUCCUUUGGCAAAGCUUUGA